AUGUCCUCCAAUCCAGAGCCAGACGUCAAGAAAAUCACAACGACAACUUCCUCAGAGACCACUCCUGACAUAGCAGUCGGAUACCAAGCUUCACUACCAAGCCAACCACACCUCCAACCAUGGAAGUCCUCAACACUCUUCCGCAGCGUACUUUUCCAAAUGGUGCUCUUCGGUGCCCUCUCAUUCGUCGGCCCAGCCAUGGGCGAUGCAAUAACCAAUCUUGGCGGCGGAGGACUCGCUAGUCCUUACCUGGCAAACUUGGCAAAUUCUCUCAACUAUACCACCGGAUGUCUAACGACACUUUUGGGAGGGCCGUUGAUCAAUAAGCUGGGGAUCAAGUGGUCUUGUGUCAUUGCAGCUUGUGUCUUUCCUUUGACGGGAAGCGCGUACUAUGUGUCGGCCAAGUAUGAUAUUGGGUCGUAUUUGCUUGCUUCGCAGGUCAUUGGAGGAAUAGGUUCCGGUUUCCUAUACGUCGCGGAGACGACUGCCAUGCUUUCUUAUCCACCUCCAGAUGACAGAGGAUUCUACUUGGGUGUCUGGUCCGCUAUGAGAAAUAGCGGGAGUGUCAUCGGAGGAGCGAUCAACUUUUCUACCAACAGUGAGAAGUCUUCCGCAGGAGGUAUAGCUUGGUCUACGUAUUUGAUCUUCGUGGGUUUCGAGUGUACUGGACUUGUUUGGGCUCUACUCCUAUCUCCAACCAGCAGAGUCCGAAGACGGAACGGAGAUGGGGUUCCGAUGAGCGGCAAAGCCACUUGGAAGGAGGAAUUCGUCGCUCUGGGUAAAGUGAUGAUGCAGAAAAAGACAUGGCUCAUCUUCCUGCCUGCAUUCUAUUCCUUCUUCUAUGGAGGUACAAUGGGAACCUACCUUUCCCUCCACUUUUCCGUCCGAUCGCGAGCUUUGUCCUCGCUUCUCGUUCCAACCAUUGUCAUUCCCAUGGUAAUAGCAUAUGGCCGCCUCCUCGACAUGAAGCGCUGGUCACGAGGCAAACGAGCCUGGAUCGCAUUCCUCGUAUGGCUCAUCCCUCAAAUCUGCGGUUUCAUCUGGAUCGGUAUCGAAUACAGCAAAUACGGUCAAGCAACCAAAGCAUUCGACUACGGAACCAACACAAGACAAUGGGCAGAAGCCUACCUCCCCUACCUCAUAAUCUUCACAGCCGGCUACUGGUGUCAACUAUCAAUCUACUGGAUGCUAGGAUGUCUAUCCACAGACGUACAGAGUUCCGCUCGUGUCGGUGGACUUUUCCGUGCUUUCGAGACGGCUGGUCAGGCAAUCUCUUACGGGAUUAACUCUGCUAGCAAGUCGGAUCGGAGGAUUCCCUUUUAUGUGAAUUGCGGGGCGCUGGGGUUGGCUAUUCCGUGUGUGAUCAUGUUGAUCCGUAUGGUGGCGGAGUCAACGGGCGAGGAGACCGUUAAUGUUGAGGAGCGCGUGGAGGGCGAUCAGAGUUUAGAUCAGAAGCGUGUUGUGUAG
Molecule: messenger RNA, 1467 nt
Organism: Ramularia collo-cygni
Lineage: Eukaryota; Fungi; Ascomycota; Dothideomycetes; Mycosphaerellales; Mycosphaerellaceae
Exons: 6
Coding region: 1-1467 (488 amino acids)
Biological process (GO): transmembrane transport
Molecular function (GO): transmembrane transporter activity
Source: RefSeq, a predicted model, not a curated record